Messenger RNA from Fonsecaea multimorphosa CBS 102226, 2889 nucleotides. RefSeq lists its product as uncharacterized. The record is from RefSeq and is a predicted model, not a curated record. Gene Ontology annotation, cellular component: EMC complex. Lineage: Eukaryota; Fungi; Ascomycota; Eurotiomycetes; Chaetothyriales; Herpotrichiellaceae. Gene Ontology annotation, molecular function: protein binding. Bases 1 to 2889 code for a protein of 962 amino acids. Gene Ontology annotation, biological process: protein folding in endoplasmic reticulum. The transcript has a single exon.
AUGAGGUGGUAUGGAGCAGCCUCCAUAUUGUCGACUCUGUUCUGGCCGGCUUGUGCCAUCUUCGCCGACGAUGCCUUCCACAUAGACUUCCACCAUGCGCUUCUUGGAAGCCCGCAACCUCAUACUACCUUUUUCCACAAGCCACAUUCGAACACCAACGCCUCUCUUCUCUACACCGUCUCCGACAAAGCUGUCCUGGGCGCCGUUAACCCGAAGGAUGGGUCAGCGCUGUGGCGUCAACCUCUGGCAGGACAACCCAUUGACAAUGCAUCGAGUUCGUAUCUGAUUGCGGGCGAAAGAGACGGCCAGCUAGUGAGCGGAUAUGAUAGGACUGUGGCAUGCUGGGACGCUCUCGAUGGAAGACUCAUCUGGGACUUCACUCUGCCACAGGGGACUGUAAUAGGUGGACUGCAGGCCAUUCCCCUCCAAGGCUCUGUCACCGACGGAGUUACGCAAGACUUCGUGGUCCUGGCUAUUCCGACGGACUCUCAAACACAUAUUUCAGUCAGUCGGAUUGCUGGCGAUGGCAGCGGACAAAGAUGGCAGUAUGUGGACUCAAGCACCGCGCAUGGCUCCUUCGCGUCAAUAGCAACGUCGUCUAAGCAUAUUUACUAUGUCACAACAUCUCACGGUUUGUUGACGAGCAACAAGGCGAAAGUUGUCACCCUGGAUAGCGCAGCAGGGCACGAAGUCAGCCAAACCAGCAUUGCCGUCGACUCAGAGCCCUUGGCAGCCGGUACUCGACAUGCAGCGGCAGCCUGCUCCAACCUUCCGUUCCUGAUCUCCGCUGAGAGACCGUUUAACUCGCUCAAGUUCACCCUCCUCAAUAACCCGAAAGUAUCCUCCCUCACUUUGGACGAGAAAGGUGAAGAAAUUGAGGACGUUACUGUCCAUGCUCUUUGUAACCAAGCUGCAGCUACUCAUUUUCUCCUGCACAUUAAAGGAAAGAAACGACAGUGGGCCGAGGUUUAUCAUGUAAACACGAAAUCCGGGCAUGCGUCGAAGGCCUACUCGCUGCCUGCUACCGAAGAACAGAGCGUCUUUUCUGCGAGCAGCUACGAGGGGGCUACCUUCUUCAUUCGUUCCACUGAGUCGGAAGUCUUUCUGUAUUCUUCGGAAUCUCACGGACAACUAGGGAGAUGGAAAAAGACAAACUUCAAAACCAGCCCUGGAAGCUUCCGCUCGCACGCGACCGCCGAGGUUGCGAGCAGAGGGAAGGCUAGCUACGCUGUUCGAGUUGCUGAGUUCUCCACGAGUGGAGAUUGGUCCCUGAUCCGCAAUGGGGAGUUGCAAUGGAGCAGGCCCGAGAUGCUGGCCUACGCCCACCUUGCUGCGUGGGACGAAAAUGGUGCUCCAGACGCCUUGGCUGAGGAACUCGAUCUUGAGUCUUCAGUCAACCCCUGGAUGGCCUACAUCCAUCGUAUCAAGCGGCAUAUUCAUGAUCUUGCAUCACUUCCUGAGUAUUUGCGCAGCCUUCCCGACACCAUUUUCAAAUCUACUCCCGACGCUGAUGCGAUCACACGCCAAAAUCUGGUAGGGACAAAAGUUGUGAUUGUGGCCACUACUCGAAAAGAAGUAAUCGCGCUCGAUGCCACCACUCCAGGCGUUCUCAGGUGGCAAUCAGAUCUUUCCUCCCAUAUCCCGGAAGACGCCGAAAUGAAAGCUGUUACAGUUAGUGAUGGAAGGGUUUCAGUCUAUCUCUCCAAUGGAUCCUUGAUCGUUUUGAAUGCGAGUAAUGGAGAUCUAAUCGAAAACAAACCCGGCACCAUCCCCAUAUCACACCUCAUUCACAUCCCUGGCAGCCCUGCACCAGCAGUCAUCAAAGUUGGAUCCGAUGGUGUACCUCACCCUUCCGAGGACUUUGUCCCCGGUACUGCCCUGGAAGGCAACGUUGUGGUAACAAUAAGCCCAGAAGGAAAGGCAAUAGGCUGGACCGUUGGUCGCAGUGUCGAGAAGACGUGGAUCCUAAAACCACAAGAGGGCAUGAAGAUUGUGCGUGCUGUCGCUCGGGCAGAGCACGAUCCAGUUGCCUCGAUAGGCCGUGUUCUAGGAGACAGAUCUGUGCUGUACAAAUAUCUCUCGCCAAACGUUGCCCUUCUGCUGGCCACCUCGGACACCGGAGCAUUGACAGUGUACUUGAUCGAUGCAGUGACGGGAGCUGUUCUACAUACUGCAGCUCAUUCCGGCGUGCUCUACUCAGACAUCCCUGCUGUGAUAUCCGAGAACUGGUAUGCCUACACCUUCACCGCUCGAGACCCAUUGACCUCCGGCCUUUCCAACCAACUCGUCAUUUCCGAACUCUAUGAGUCCUCGGUGCCAAACGAUCGGGGCCUUUUGUCCUCGCGAACGAAUUAUUCCGUCUUCUCCGUUGACGGCGCCGCGGCCAAACCCCACGUGAUUUCUCAGUCAUUCACUGUGGCUGAACCGAUUUCUCAUUUGGCUGUUUCGCAAACGGCGCAGGGGAUAACUACACGUCUGCUGCUCGCGACAUUACCCGACAGUAAUGCAAUAGUCGGUAUCCCCCGCGAGAUCCUCGACCCUCGCCGUCCCGUCGAGCGGGAUCCCAAUGCCACGGAGCGAGAGGAAGGCCUCACCCGCUACGUCCCGAACCUAGACUUUGAUCCAAAAUACUACCUUACACACUCUCGCGAGGUGUUGGGCAUCAAAGAGGUCCUUUCUUCCCCUUCCCUCCUGGAGUCCACGUCGAUGGUCUUCGCCUUUGGCCACGAUGUGUUUGGCACGACGACCACGCCCAGUAUGGCCUUCGAUGUGCUGGGGAAGGGUUUUAACAAGGUGCAGCUAGUUCUCACUGUCGUGGCGUUGUUUGCGGGUGUGGGCGCCCUACGACCACUGGUGAGAAAGAAGACGGUUGAGGGCCGGUGGAAGUAG